GCGGCGGGUCUGGUUAACACAGACAGCGCCGCCGUGACACUCACUCGGCCCUGCAGUGUCGCGGAGAGGCAGGAGCAGCGCGCAGCACCUGUCCGCGCGGAGCCGGAGCCGGAGCCGGAGCGGGAGCCGGAGCGGAGCCCGCGCGGGCGGCAGGGGGACCCGAGGCGCGCGCGCCAGCCACUGGGCCCGGCCCGCCGGGGCGCGGGGACAAUGCGGACUGGGUAGACAUGAGCCAGCGCGAGCUCAGAUGUUGGAUCUUUGCUGGGAAAAACGUGUGGGUACGACCUUGUGGAAGAAUCAUUUUUAAAACCUUGCUUUAUACGGCUCUUCUUGGCUCUUACUCAACUGUCCAGGCUGCCCCCAAGUGUAGCUCCAGCGCUGUGAAGUUUCAAGGGUUGGCAGAGGGGACCGGGGAAACCAUGAAAAUGGACAUGGAGGAUGCGGAUAUGACUCUGUGGACAGAAGCUGAGUUUGAGGAGAAGUGUACCUACAUUGUGAAUGACCACCCCUGGGAUUCUGGUGCCGAUGGAGGGACUUCCAUUCAGGCAGAGGCAUCCUUACCAAGGAAUCUGCUUUUCAAAUAUGCCACCAACAGCAAAGAGGUUAUUGGAGUAGUAAGUAAAGAAUACAUACCAAAGGGAACACGAUUUGGACCCCUAAUAGGUGAAAUCUACACCAAUGAUACAGUUCCCAAGAAUGCCAACAGGAAAUACUUUUGGCGGAUCUAUUCCAGAGGGGAACUCCACCACUUCAUAGAUGGCUUUAAUGAGGACAAAAGCAACUGGAUGCGCUACGUGAAUCCAGCGCACUCUGCCCGGGAGCAAAGCCUGGCUGCGUGUCAGAACGGGAUGAACAUUUACUUCUACACCAUUAAGCCCAUUCCUGCCAACCAGGAACUUCUUGUGUGGUAUUGUCGGGACUUUGCAGAGAGGCUUCACUACCCUUAUCCUGGAGAGCUCACCAUGAAUCUCACACAAACACACGGCAACCCAAAGCAACCAAGUACUGAGAGAAACGAACUUUGCCCAAAGAAUGUCCCAAAGAGAGAGUACAGUGUGAAAGAAAUCCUAAAAUUGGACUCCAACCCCUCGAAAGGGAAGGACUUCUACCAUUCGGACAUGUCACCCUUGACUUCAGAAAAGGACAUGAAUGACUUCAGAAAAACCAGGAGCGCCGACAUCCCCUUGUACCCCAAAGUAGUCUACCCCAUCCGGGCCCCUCUGCCGGAAGACUUUUUGAAAGCUCCCCUGGCCUAUGGGAUGGAGAGACCAACUUACAUCACUCACUCCCCACUCCCAUCCUCCACAACUCCAAGCCCCUCAGCAGGAAGCAGCCCCGAGCAGAGCCUCAAGAGCUGCAGCCCUCACAGCAGCCCAGGCAACACGGUGUCCCCCCUAGCUUCGGGCCCUCAAGAGCAUCUGGACUCCUACACCUACCUGAAUGCGCCCUAUGGCACCGAAGGCCUGGGCUCUUACCCGGGAUACAGCCCCGCCCCCCACCUCCCGCCAGCUUUCAUCCCCUCUUACAAUGCUCACUACCCCAAGUUCCUCUUGCCCCCGUAUGGCAUGAAUUGCAAUGGCCUGAGCGCCGUGAGCCACAUCAAUAGCAUCAACAACUUUGGCUUGUUCCCCAGGUUUUACCCCGUGUACAGCAACCUCCUCGGCGGGGGCAACCUGCCUCACUCCAUGCUCAGCCCAGCCUCUCUCCCGAGUUCGCUGCCCUCAGAUGGAGCCCGGAGGCUGCUUCCCCCUGAGCAUCCCAGAGAGGUGCUUGUCCCAGCUCCCCACAGUGCCUUUUCCCUCACCGGGGCCGCCGCCAGCAUGAAGGACAAGAUGUGCAGCCCCACCAGUGGGUCUCCAACGGCGGGAACGGCAGCCACGUCAGAACACGUGGGUCAACCCAAAGCUACCUCAGCAGUGAUGGCAGCCCCCAGCAGUGACGAAGCCAUGAAUCUCAUUAAAAACAAGAGGAACAUGACGGGCUACAAGACACUUCCCUACCCACUGAAGAAGCAGAAUGGCAAGAUCAAAUACGAGUGCAACGUCUGUGCCAAGACGUUUGGCCAGCUCUCGAACCUGAAGGUCCACCUGAGAGUGCACAGUGGAGAACGGCCUUUCAAGUGCCAGACUUGCAACAAGGGCUUUACUCAGCUCGCCCACCUGCAGAAACACUACCUGGUACACACGGGAGAAAAGCCACAUGAAUGCCAGGUCUGUCACAAGCGAUUUAGCAGCACCAGCAAUCUCAAGACCCACUUGCGACUCCACUCGGGAGAGAAACCUUACCAGUGCAAGGUGUGCCCUGCCAAAUUCACCCAGUUUGUGCACCUGAAGUUGCACAAGCGACUUCACACCCGGGAGCGGCCCCACAAGUGUGCCCAGUGCCACAAGAGCUACAUCCACCUCUGCAGCCUCAAGGUCCACCUGAAGGGGAACUGCCCUAUGGCCCCCGCCACUGGGCUGCCCGUGGAGGACCUGACCCGAAUCAAUGAAGAAAUUGAGAAGUUUGACAUCAGUGAUAAUGCUGACCGGCUUGAGGACAUGGAGGACAACAUCGAUGUGACCUCUGUGGUGGAAAAGGAAAUUCUGGCCGUGGUCAGAAAAGAGAAAGAAGAAACGGGCCUGAAAGUGGCUUUGCAAAGAAACAUGGGGAAUGGACUUCUCUCCUCAGGGUGUGGCCUCUAUGAGUCAUCAGACCUGUCCCUUGUCAAGUUGCCUCACAGCAACCCACUACCUCUGGUACCUGUAAAGGUCAAACAAGAAACAGUCGAACCAAUGGAUCCUUAAGAUUUUCAGAAAACAAGUAUUUUGUUUCAUUUCUUAAGUUAUGACUUGGCGAGUCAGGGUGCCUGUAGCAAAUUACUCGUGGGUGAUUCCAGACCUGCAAAGCUCUCCUGACAGCUGGUGGUUUCUCUCACGUCUCUGGAAUUAAAGGACUCCAAAGUUACUGAAAUCUCAGGGCAUAAAUGAGACAAAGACUCUUUCCCAAUAUAUAUAUCUCUCUCUCUAUAUAUAUAUAUGUAUACAUAUUAUAUAUACUUAUUUACACCUAUGUCUAUAUAUUUGAACCCGUGUAUUUUGAAUAUUUGUGUGGAUAUGUUUGCAUAGCCUUCCCAUACUAAGACUAUUAUUGCCUAGCCAUAAUUAUUUUUUCAAUGAUAAUUCUUCAUAAUUUAUUAUACAGUUUAUCAUUCAAAAAGCAAUAAUUAAAAAAAGUUUACAAUGACUGGAAAGAUUCUUUGUAAUUUGAGUACAUAUGUUGUAUUUUUGUCUUGUGGCCAUUCUUUGUAGAUAAAUUUCUGCACAUCUGUUUAAGUACGUAAAAUUUAGUAGCCAAAUACAUGAUGUCAGUCAACCUCUAUACUGUUGGUUUGAAAAUGAGGUUUUGGUAUUGCCAAAGUUAGAUGUCUGGUGUGUUAAUUCAUGGGAUCGAAUCAUUUGAACAGCAUUGUAUAACUUUGAGGGUAUGUGUGCAGAAUUACCCAGUUAUAACUUGAAUAGAAAGAACAGGAAAAGGAAUUUCCCAUGUUUCUGUUGAUAGUUCUAUUUUUUUUUUUUAAUGGCCACAAUUUUACCAAAAAGGUGACAGGAAUGCUUUGCCAACCUGUUCCCAAAAACAGUUGGGUCCUCCCACCAUCAGAGACAUAGGGCCAUUCAGACCGGGCACGUGAUUUUUGCAUCCCAAUGUAUUACUGAAAAUGUGAAGAAGACAAAAUGCCAUGUGUAAAACCACUGAGAAAUUGUUCCAAAGCACAGGUGGUUUUGUAUGUGUGAGGUUUGGGGGCUUGAG
This is a messenger RNA of Castor canadensis (American beaver), 3789 nucleotides long. RefSeq names its product PR/SET domain 1 (gene Prdm1). Lineage: Eukaryota; Metazoa; Chordata; Mammalia; Rodentia; Castoridae. Gene Ontology annotation, molecular function: DNA-binding transcription repressor activity, RNA polymerase II-specific; protein binding; RNA polymerase II cis-regulatory region sequence-specific DNA binding. Gene Ontology annotation, cellular component: nucleus; cytoplasm. Gene Ontology annotation, biological process: cell fate commitment; regulation of transcription by RNA polymerase II. The record is from RefSeq and is a predicted model, not a curated record.